Mus pahari (shrew mouse) is the source of this 2224-nucleotide messenger RNA. It is a transcript of the gene Trmt5, whose product is annotated as tRNA methyltransferase 5. Lineage: Eukaryota; Metazoa; Chordata; Mammalia; Rodentia; Muridae. Gene Ontology annotation, cellular component: cytoplasm; mitochondrial matrix. Gene Ontology annotation, biological process: mitochondrial tRNA methylation; tRNA N1-guanine methylation. The transcript is spliced from 5 exons. The coding region runs from base 196 to 1701 and encodes 501 amino acids. The record is from RefSeq and is a predicted model, not a curated record.
UCCCCUAGCCCCAAGCGCCCCGGCUGAGCGGCUUCAGGGGCGGAGCUACGGGCCUGGCCCUUCCGGGCUCUCGUAGCAAAUCGCGGGCCCGGAAGAGAGGUGCGAGUCCACAGGGUCCGAAUCUAUGCUGCCUUCGCGGCCAGCAGUGAUGACGUCAGCAGCCUCCGCCGACCCAUUUCCUUGCUGCACCAGAGCAUGAGAAUCUUAUGGAAGGCAUUUGGAUUCUCAAGAAGACUUCUGCAAGUGGAAUGGUGUCACCCCAGUGAAUCAAUAUUCUUGUUUACCCUGCUAUCGAGACUUAGGAAAGCACCUACUGUUUUUUUGUUGGGUCAAAGACAAGGAUUCUCAACCAUGCCAGAAAUAGAAGCAAGCGUGAAAGAUAGUGAAUUAUUUUCACCACCCUCUGAUGUUCGAGGAAUGAGAGAACUUGAUAGAGCAGCUUUUAAGAAGACAGUGUCCAUCCCUGUGCUUAAGGUGAGGAAAGAAGUCGUCAACAGAUUGAUGCGAGCCCUCAGGAGAGUAGCCCUGCAGCGCCCCGGCAUAAAGCGAGUGAUUGAGGAUCCCAAGGAUGAAGACAGUAGGCUGAUCAUGUUGGACCCCUACAGAAUGCUUACUGUUGAUUCCUUUGACAAAGCAGAACUCAGUGUUUUAAAAGAACUUGAUGUCAGCCCACAGCUAUCCCAGUACAACUUGGAACUAACAUAUGAAAAUUUUAAGUCAGAAGAAAUUUUGAAAGCUGUGCUUCCUGAAGGUCAAGAUGUGACCUCUGGAUUCAGCAGGGUUGGACAUAUUGCACACCUGAACCUCCGAGAUCAUCAGCUGCCGUUCAAGCAUUUAAUUGGCCAAGUUAUGGUUGACAAAAACCCAGGAAUCACCUCGGCAGUAAAUAAAACCAGCAACAUUGACAAUACUUACCGAAAUUUCCAAAUGGAAGUGCUGUGUGGAGAGGAAAAUAUGCUGACCAAGGUUCGAGAAAACAACUACACAUAUGAGUUUGAUUUCUCUAAAGUCUACUGGAACCCUCGUCUCUCUACUGAACAUGGCCGGAUCACUGAACUUCUCAACCCUGGAGAUGUCUUGUUUGAUGUUUUUGCUGGGGUUGGGCCCUUUGCCAUUCCAGCAGCAAGGAAAAACUGCACAGUGUUUGCCAAUGAUCUCAAUCCUGAGUCCCAUAAAUGGCUGUUGCACAAUUGUAAACUGAAUAAAGUUGACCAGAAAGUGAAAGUCUUUAACAUGGAUGGAAAAGACUUCAUCCUAGGGCCAGUCAGAGAAGAGUUAAUGCUUCGACUAGGACUGUCAACUGAAGCAAAACCCUCUGUCCACAUUGUCAUGAACUUGCCAGCUAAGGCCAUAGAGUUUCUCAGUGUUUUCAGAUCACUUUUGGAUGGGCAGCCUUGCAGCACGGAGCUCCUCCCCACAGUGCACUGUUACUGCUUCUCCAAAGAUAGCGAUCCUGCUAAGGAUGUUCGCCAGCAGGCGGAAGCUGUGCUGGGCAUUUCCUUGGAGACCAGUAGUUCAGUUCAUCUCGUAAGGAAUGUGGCCCCUAACAAGGAGAUGCUGUGCAUCACCUUCCAGAUUCCCGCUGCUACACUCUACAGAAACCAAGGCCUCAGUCUACAGAAUGUCCAAGAGCCACCUCUUAAACGGCAGAAGACAGAUGACCCCUUCUCAGGAGAACCACAGAUCGCAUCAGAUUCUUAGUUUGAAAUGUUUUCUCCAUCUCCCCAGUAGACUUUAUGUAAAGAAGUAUAAUGUGUAAGAUGUAAACUUUAACACUCAGAUAUUUGUUAUUGAACACUUAUGGUUUGCUCUUAUAAAUGGAACAUUACCAAAGUAAACUGAAAUAAGAUGAACUUGUAUAGUGUAUAGACUGAUUUUUGUUUCCAUCUGUUUUUCCUUUCUUUUUUUAUUUUUUGUGGCAGGAUCUGUGUAAUUCAAGGCUUGGAACUCUAUCCUCCUGCUUCAGCCUCCCAGCUGAUGGAAUUUCCAGUGUGCACUGCUGUUAUUCAGCAUAGUUUUAAAACAGAAUCAGCAUGGACCAGUCAGAUGGCUCAGUGGGUGAAGGGACUCGCUGCCAAGCCUGAUGGCCUGAGGCUGCCUAGGACCAAUGUGGAAAGGAAGGAAUCCCGAAAGUCUUCUUCUGACCUCAUGCAUGCACCGAAGUACUCAUGUAUACACAUAUAUAAAAUAAGUGAAAAUUAAUAAACUUAGAAAAUUAUGUAAG